CGGGGGCCCCAGGGCCUCUGCGCGGGCUGUGUGCUGGAAAACGGGAAUGGGGAUGACUCAUCGGAGGUGGCAGCAAGGGGCCAGCUUUAAUCUCCAGGCUCUCUCUCCGAACCCCGCUGAGGCGGUUUCCCACCGACUAUCUUUCGGGGCAGCACAGGCCGGCACAGGGGUAAAAGGUCAUAAAGAUGGCGCUCGCCGUUCGGCUGCUGCCCCGGUUGCUGCUCUCUCGGCCUGUGCCCGGCGGGGCGGCCCGACCCCGGCCUCCGGGUGCGGCUGGACUUUGCUGCUGCUGCCGUCGCCUCCUGGGCUCGGGCGCGGCCCCGUCUCCUCGCGGCCCUGGGGCCCCGGCGGCCUGGGCGCUGUCUGCCCGGCGACCCCGGCCUCCCCCGCUCUGGGCUCAGGGACGCGCCGCGGCGCUCUCCGUGCUCCCCGCGUGCCCCGGGCGCAGCUACAGCACCGAGGAGCGGCCGCAGCCGCGCCAGAAGACCAAGAUGAUCGUCCUGGGCUUCUCCAACCCCAUCAAUUGGGUGCGGACUCGAAUUUACGCCUUCCUUAUCUGGGCCUAUUUCGACCGGGAGUUCAGCAUCGCAGAGUUCUCGGAGGGAGCGAAGCAGGCUUUUGCUCAUGUGUCCAAGUUGCUGUCACAAUGUAAAUUCGAUCUAUUGGAAGAAUUUGUGGCCAAAGAGGUGCUACAUGUGUUGAAAGAAAAGGUGACGUCCCUACCUGACAACCAUAAGAAUGCCCUUGCUGCUGACAUCGAUGAAAUCGUGUACACGUCCACAGGAGACAUCUCCAUCUACUACGAUGAGAAAGGAAGGAAGUUUGUUAACAUCCUGAUGUGCUUUUGGUAUCUAACCAGUGCCAGCAUCCCCAGUGAAACGAUAAGUGGAGCCAGUGUGUUCCAGGUUAAGUUGGGGGAUCAGAACGUGGAAACUAAACAACUUCUUAGUGCAAGCUACGAAUUUCAGAGGGAGUUUACACAAGGAGUAAAGCCUGACUGGACCAUUGCACGGAUUGAACACCCAAAGUUAUUAGAAUAAUCUUUCUCAGAAAAAUCAGCUUAUUGGACUGUUAGCAAUUGCCGUGAAAAGCUAAGGAAGAAAAACUUUUGGAUCAGGUGAUCUUCAUUUAAUGCAGUCUGUGGAUUACUGUGGUACUGUCUUGAAAUACUCCUUGUAGUAUAUUGGCAUGAUAUAAUAAAGCAUUUCCAAAGAUUGUCAUCACCUUCUCCAAAAGAGCUCAAAGUCAAAAAGCUACACCACCACAAUUGUUGGUGUCAUAUUCAGUAUAAUUUCUAAUCUUAGAUUUAUAUGUAUAUAUACAAAAACUAAUUUUAUAGACAUAAUAAAG
This is a messenger RNA of Equus quagga, 1350 nucleotides long. RefSeq names its product m-AAA protease-interacting protein 1, mitochondrial-like. The transcript has 5 exons. Lineage: Eukaryota; Metazoa; Chordata; Mammalia; Perissodactyla; Equidae. The record is from RefSeq and is a predicted model, not a curated record. Gene Ontology annotation, cellular component: mitochondrial inner membrane. Gene Ontology annotation, biological process: protein insertion into mitochondrial inner membrane from matrix; inner mitochondrial membrane organization. Bases 186 to 1040 code for a protein of 284 amino acids. Gene Ontology annotation, molecular function: ribosome binding.